Messenger RNA from Cyclopterus lumpus (lumpfish), 2195 nucleotides. Its product is annotated as meprin A subunit beta-like. Gene Ontology annotation, molecular function: metalloendopeptidase activity; zinc ion binding; protein binding. The record is from RefSeq and is a predicted model, not a curated record. Lineage: Eukaryota; Metazoa; Chordata; Actinopteri; Perciformes; Cyclopteridae. Bases 35 to 2194 code for a protein of 719 amino acids. Gene Ontology annotation, biological process: proteolysis. Gene Ontology annotation, cellular component: membrane. The transcript has 14 exons.
UGCACUGUCCCAUGUCGGGGGACAUUUUAGGGACAUGGCAGGAAGAAAACCUUCAGGUGUAUUCGUUCUUCACGUUGCAAACCUCUUGUGCGGAAUUGCCUUUUGCCUGCCCACAGCAAAGGUGUUAGUAGACUACGAUGUGGACGGCGGACGGGACAGGGACAUUUUCGACAUCAAUGAAGAGGCAGGGUUGAAUCUAGUAGAGGGGGACAUUGUGCUUGAUGAGAGGCAAACUCGUAAUUCCAUAAUAGGGGAAGAGUACAGGUGGCCAAAGACGAUCCCUUACUACAUGGAAGAUGACUUGGAGAUCAAUGCAAAAGGUGUGAUUCUGAAGGCCUUUGAGCAGUACCGGCUCAAGACCUGCAUCGACUUCAAACCUUGGAGCGGAGAAGCAAACUACAUUUCCAUCUUUAAAGGAGGCGGAUGUUUCUCCUCUGUGGGAAACCAGCGAGUUGGGAAACAGAGAUUGUCAAUAGGGACAAACUGCGACCGCAUCGCCACCAUUGAACACGAGUUCCUUCAUGCUCUGGGUUUCUGGCACGAACAGUCCAGAGCCGACCGCGAUGAUUAUGUUAAUAUCAUGUGGGACCGCAUCUCACAGGGUAAAGAACACAACUUUAACACCUACGACGACACCACCUCCAGCUCUCUGGGCGUGCCCUAUGACUACGGCUCCAUGAUGCACUACAGUAAAAAUGCCUUCCGCAACGGCACCGAGCCCACCAUCGUCACCAAGAUCCCUGCCUUCAGCGGGGUCAUUGGCCAGCGUAUGGAGUUCAGUGACAGUGACCUGCUCAAGCUGCACCGCCUCUACAACUGCACCCAGGGCCCUACGUUCCUGGACUCGUGUGACUUUGAGCGUGAGAACAUUUGCGGUAUGAUCCAGGGCUCGGAGGAUACGGCGGACUGGGUCAGGGUCACCAACGCCGACGGGGGGCCCAGCACGGACUACUCCAACAUGGGCAAAUGCACUGGCUCAGGGUAUUUCAUGCACUUCAGCACCGGCACAGCCGCCACUGGGGAUACGGCUGUGCUAGAGAGCAGGCUCCUUUACCCCAAAAGAGGAUACCAGUGUCUGCAGUUCUUCUACUACAACAGCGGCGGCCCCGCAAACUCGUUGAAUAUCCACGUCAGAGAAUUUGACGACGCUAACCCCAAUGGAAAACUGCGCCUUAUAAAGACCUUAGAUGGCUUCGAUCAGGACGAGUGGCAACUGCACCACGUGAGUCUAGACGUCAAAACCAAAUUCCGCGUCGUUUUUCAGGGGACCAAAGAUGGUUCUGGGCCCUUGGCAGGGGGACUGUCCCUGGAUGACAUCAACCUAUCUGAGACCACCUGCCCGGAGUUUGUGUGGCGUGUGAAAAACUUCAGUCACGUUAUAGAAAACACCACCGCAGACACGUCUAUCUUCAGCCCCCCGUUCAUCUCAAAGGAGGGGUACACCUUCCAAAUGGAGCUGUACCCCAGCGGGAAGGCAGGCUACCCUGGUGAGCUGUCGGCCUACGCUCAUCUGGUGGCCAAGGAGGGGGACAUCGGGCAGCAAUGGCCAUGCCCCUGGAAACAGAUAACCAUGAUGCUGAUGGACCAACACCCACACAUCCAAAAGCGCAUGUCCAACCAGCGCAGUGUCACCACUGACCCCAAUAUGAAGGCAGCAGGCUCAGACAGCUUUUUCUGGGACGACCCUCGCAAGGUGGGCGUUGAGGUCACACAAGAUGGGUCCACGUAUUUCCGAGGGCCAGGCGCCGGCACCGCCGUGUAUCUCACCCACCUCCGGGCCAAGAGCAGGGACUUCAUAAAGGGAGGAGACGCCAUCUUCCUUCUCACCAUGGAAGAUGUGUCUCAUCUGACGGUGACCCAGCCUCUGCCUUCCACAACCCAGCCUCCUGUCACCACUGUGCCCUCUGAGGCCUGCCUCAAUGUGCAAUGUCUGAAUGGCGGAGUCUGCGUGGCGGUUGAGGGGAAGGCCGCUUGCAGGUGCGAGGUGGGUGAUGACUGGUGGUACUAUGGUAACAGCUGUCAGUACAAGGGCUCCAACAUGGAUAAAACCACCCUGGCACUGGCCUCUUCCCUGUCCGUACUGGGAGUAAUGCUGGUGGUUACAGCAGUCAGUGUCAUCUGCAUGAAGAAGAAGUAUAAGAAACGCAGUAAUGACAGCAGUGUUGUCAUGGACAACAUAACCGCAACUCAGUAAC